Anisakis simplex (herring worm) is the source of this 513-nucleotide messenger RNA. Lineage: Eukaryota; Metazoa; Nematoda; Chromadorea; Rhabditida; Anisakidae. The record is from the annotation of a GenBank genome assembly.
AUGCGAGCUGUGGAGUUGUAUACGGUUGACCUCGUUAUUGGUAUUUCACCAGAUGUUGAUCUCAAUGAUAUUCUCGGACUUGCUGUUAAGUACGAUGCUAAGGAAAGAGUUCGAGUGACAAAAGUAAAUCCUGGUAGCCUGGCAUCAAUUCAUCUUCGACCCGGUGAUAUCAUCCGGCGAAUGAAUCUGAUCAGUUUAUUGAAAAAUAGCAAUUUUUAUGAUAACAACGUUCCAUAUCAAAAAAUUGGUUUAAAGGCGCGGUUGUUAAUCGAAAGAGGUGCAGGUGAUGACACGCAAGUGGAAAUGCCAAAUGACGUUCAAGAAAUAGCUCAAAAACAGAUAAGUCUUUGGCGUAGUAAGAAGAUACCAUUGCCGAAGAAGAGUUCGUUAAGAAUUUCACAUAGUGACGUAAAAGGCGGUUCGAUCAAAAUCUCGCAAGAUGCAGUUGAAUGGUUCAUUGCAAGUGAUUAUGAUGUAACGGCACUUCGACAUGUCCGCAAAGAUGCUGAGUAA